This is a messenger RNA of Radiomyces spectabilis, 887 nucleotides long. RefSeq names its product signal transduction histidine kinase. Gene Ontology annotation, cellular component: cytoplasm; nucleus. Gene Ontology annotation, biological process: phosphorylation; phosphorelay signal transduction system. Gene Ontology annotation, molecular function: histidine phosphotransfer kinase activity; protein histidine kinase binding. The record is from RefSeq and is a predicted model, not a curated record. Lineage: Eukaryota; Fungi; Mucoromycota; Mucoromycetes; Mucorales; Radiomycetaceae. Bases 85 to 591 code for a protein of 168 amino acids. The transcript has 3 exons.
GUUUCUCAGCUGUAGGAAACUCGGUUUCUUUUUUUUUCUUUCGUCUCUUUAUUUUUCCUUUUUUUGGUCUUCUUCGUGUACACCAUGUCUACAAAAGAGACGCCUGUCGACCCCAAGCCUGAGCAGGAAAAGGAUAAUAAGCCGACGAAGCCUGCAGAAAAAGAGAAUGCGGAAUCGAAGGUGGUGAAUCCUGAUGAUCUCAUCGACGUGCAUACAUUUGAUCAGCUUUUGGACAUGGAUGACGAGGACGAUCACGAAUUUUCAUACAGCAUUGUCGUGAAUUACUUUGAACAAGCCGAGGCAACAUUUGACGAUAUGGAUUCCGCACUAGAGAAGAAAGAUCUUCCUGAACUUUCUCGACUGGGGCAUUUUCUCAAGGGAAGUUCUGCGGCCAUCGGUUUGAAAAAGGUCAAGGCGACCUGUGAAAAGAUUCAGAACAUCGGCAAUUGUCAAGAUGACACAGGCAACGGUCAGUUGGACAAAGAGGAUGCUUUGGAGAAGAUCACGCCUUUGCUUCCCCAAGUAAAGGAAGAAUAUGCUGAGGCGAAGGAAUAUUUGGAGAACUUCUAUGACGUCCAGGAAGCCCGAUAAUGUAGUGACGAUACAGAAACAAAGAAAGAAAGAAAGAAAACAUUACAUAUAUACACACAACCCAACUGAAAAAAAAGGUUCAAAAAAUACAAUCAUCGUCUUCGCUUCGAACUAACAGAUGUGGGUGGAUAACAGCAAAACAUGAAAGAUCAUCCCUAGGAACUCGACAACGGCUCAUUCUAUGCGCUUAGUUUAUUUUUCUCCCCUUUUUAUCCGUUAUUCUGCAUGAUAAGAGCCUGAUUUGCUUUUACAAAUAAGAAAGUCUUCCAUUUUGUGUUCUUUUUUUUUUCUUUUUU